Molecule: messenger RNA, 3461 nt
Organism: Physcomitrium patens
Lineage: Eukaryota; Viridiplantae; Streptophyta; Bryopsida; Funariales; Funariaceae
Product: protein HESO1
Biological process (GO): RNA 3'-end processing
Molecular function (GO): nucleotidyltransferase activity
Source: RefSeq, a predicted model, not a curated record
UCUUCUUCUUCUGGGACCAAAUCGCCAUCGCCGAUACCUCCUCUCUACACGACCAGCCGGCCACUGUUGCUGCUGCUGCUGCGCACGACGACUACGACGACGAUAACGACGAUGACGAUGACGACGGAGGAAGGAAGGAAGUGGGGGUGGAGGGAGGCCCUAAAGUAAGCAAGGAAACAAACAGCAGGGAUUGAUUGAUUACAACGAACACCAAGCCAGAGAGACAGACAGACAGAGAGAUAGACAGACAGAGAGAUCAAUUGAUAAUGAUGACCAAUCGUGGAUUGGCGGCGCUCUCUAAGUCCACAUCAUUCACAUUCAAUUCAAUUCAAUUCAAUCCAAUUCUAUUCGUCGUCGUCGUCGUGCUCACCAGUCACAGAGAGAAAGCAAGAGGAGACAGGGCGAGAGAGAGUGCACCGGGGCAGGGUGGUGUGCCGGAUGACGUAGGAAUAAUCAAUCCUUGAUACUGCUACUGCUCCCAUGCUUGUGCUCUCUCUUGUGUGACCUUGGGGAGCUUAGCUGCGUUGCCUGCGGGUUUAGUUGCCAGGCCAGGCCUUGUUACUGUCGAAGCCUUCGAAUAGGCGCCUUUUUAUUCUGCCUCUUAUCGGUUGCUUUCUUUCAAACAGGCCGCCCGGUUUGUUUGUGCAUCUGGCGUCGGUGAUAGGAUCAGGCCGGUGAAGUGUGCACGAAGUGUCUGUGAAAGAGACUUUGCGGGAGUGGAGUGGAGUGGAGUGAAGCCGGGGAGGCGUUCGGCGUUCGCGGCUUAUGCAAUCCGUCUUUCGAGAAGGAUUAGUUAUUACGCGAAGCGCUAUGGAAGUGUGCGCUUUACGUUGCCUUGUCAGUGCGUCGCCCACGGCCUUCUCGGCAUCUUGCCCGACAUUCUCUAUUGGAUGCGUGUCGGUAAUUUUGUAGAGGAGGUGCUGGACAGCCGUAUUGACAUGUAGCGUUGGAGAAGGAUUUGGGGUUUGAUUGAAACUAGGGUUUGGAUUUGCAACAAUGCGGACAGCCCGGUGAUGGUGGUGGUGGUGUCGGUAGAGCAAGGAUAAUGAUGUGUUGGCUUGAUGGAUCUUCAGCAAGCGAGGAUUGCUAGUGCUAUGCAGUAGGCCAGGGGUGAUGAAGUCCCAAGGCGAAGUAGGGAAGGAGAGCUUUCUGAAGGAGAGUCGUCUUGACAAUAGACAAGAUUGUGAGGACGAUGGUCAGGAAGAGUUUUUCUUGCCCGAGUGCCGUGUUGUCGUACCGCCACCUUCACAUGUGAUGUAUGAGAGAGCUUUACAAUUGGAGAAAUCACGAGAGAAUACGUUACAAUGGGAUCCGGAGAGCAGAAGACUGGUAGACCGUGUGCUGGAGGAUGUGUACACGGUUCUUCAACCGACCAAGGAGCAGAGAGCCGACCGUCGCAACGUUGUUCAAUUCGUGGAUACUUUCGUAAAACAAAGAAUCCAAGGAAGCCAUAUUAGAGUGUUUGGAUCUUUUGUGAUGGACUUAUACACAGGUUCAAGUGAUCUAGAUCUCUCCCUCAACAUGAGCUACUCACCAGUUGAUCGCUCGCGGGGCGACAAAAUUGCGAUGCUGAGAAAGUUGACGCGAGCACUCCACACUCUUCAUCAUGGCAGAAAUGGGAUGACAAGGCUUACUGUUCGCAAAAUUGAACCAGUAAUGAAAGCGGCAGUUCCUGUGGUAAAAUUUGUGGAGGUCCACACAAACAUCGAGUGUGAUGUCUCCAUGGAGAAUAUGGAUGGGGUUCUAAAAUCUGAAUUGAUAGGCAUCUUCACCAAGAUCGAUCUUAGGUAUCGGCAGCUCUGUUUCUUGCUUAAGGCAUGGGCAAAAGCUUACAAUGUGAAUGACUCAAAGAAAGGCACGCUGAAUUCUCUUUCAAUAAUCUUUCUGGCCGCAUUUCAUUUACAGACACGUUCACCACCCAUUCUUCCCUCCUUUUCCGCCCUUUUAGAAGGGUUGUUUCUGCGGGAAACAGAAAAUUGCAUUGCAGCUGUCGGGGAACGAGUGGCCCAUUAUGUGAAGAGUGGCUUUGGCAGAGACAACAAGGAGACUUUGGGCCAGCUGUUUGGUUCUUUCUUCACGAAGUUUUUGGCUGUCGAGAGCCUGUGGGAACAAGGUCUUUGUGCUAGUGUGUAUGAAGGAAAAUGGAUCUCCAAAGUAUGGGCGAAGAACCACCUUGGUUGCAUGUCGGUGGAGGAUUUUGCGGAGAGGUCCCAAAACUGUGCACGUGCUGUACGGGAAAAAGAAUUUGACGUCAUUCACCAAUCUUUUCGAGAUACAGUCGCUCACCUCAAUGCGUCUGCAGGGAGUCCUUCUCAGAUACGAGAAAUGAAACAUACGCUAUUUGGGAUUAAAUCUUUGAAGAGAACAUCCGAAGAGCCUUUGGUGCAGCCAGUGGAAAAGCAACUGAAAGCAGUUCACGGCUGGAUGAAUCCAAUUUCAGACGCACCACCGUAUGUUGGUCCAGACCCUGUGAAUGGUUUUUCGGCUGCGCAUCUACAUCAAAGUGUGUAUUCCAACUACAAUCGAGGAAUGAAUUUCUCAAGGCAAGACGUCAAUGCAUAUCAGGGUUAUGAAGAUUAUUCCGGAUGGGCUUUACACGGAGAAUAUCUUCGAGCAGAAGGUAGAGGGGUAAUUUCCCCAGUUCCAGGGGGUCAGAGACCGUAUUUUGUAGACUCUGGUCAUGACCACAUGGGGCCCGGAACUGGUCCCCGACCAUUUCCUUUACAUACUCAUCAAUCUCCAGCGGGGUAUGGUUCAAACGGAGCUCAAGGAGAAGUUCGGGAUUUUAACUACAGUGGUCGAGGCCCGGGUAUGGUCAGUCCUGCAUUCUAUCCAGUUUAUCCUCCUUACCCUCAAAUGUUCUAUCCUCCGACCUCUAUGUACAGGUCGGACGCCAGGACUGACCAUGUCACACAGCCAUAUCCUAACUGGGGUUAUAGCCAGUUGCCACAAGGACACCACCUGUCCCAAACUUCAGUUCACCGCAGUAAUAGGUAAAGAGUGGUAUGUGAGGCCAAGUUUUAACCAUAUAAAGUAUUUUGGGUUUUCCUGAGUUUUUAAAAGAGUAGAUGCGGAUGCGGACAGGAUUUGUAGGUUUUUCUAGCUUGUGCUCUCUUAAGGUAGACAGUUGUGUGCCAGCUCAUGUAAGGUGUGAUAUACGCAACUGGCACUGGAGCCGAGUAUCAUUAGUUGGGUGCUGGUAGUAAACUUCAGAUUAAGUUUUGGGUUGAUUAACCAACCUACUUGAUGGACACAGAAGCAAUGGACCAUUUUGGUAAGAGUUUUGAUGAACUCGUCAGAACAGGAGACGGGAGAACAGCACGGCUUCUGCGAGUGCACUUGGCAUACAUAAGUAUUUGGAAAGAAAAAACCUUAGUUGCCGUUUUUGGUUGAGCCCUCUGAAUACUUACUUGAAAUGCAUGUUUAUUCAGUUAAUACUAUCAGCAUAUUUUGAAUCCUUU